AUGGACCAACAGUUUGUGUCGCAAAUGGAGCAGUUGCUGAGCGCUGUGAUCCAGCCAAACUCCGUCUCGCUUAAGGAGGCUACCAAGACUUUGCAGACGCAGUUUUACACGCAGCCUACUGCUCUGCCAGCAUUGCUGAGCAUUUUACAAAACGGCUCUAACGAUGGCUUGAAACAGCUUGCUGGUGUUGAAGCCAGAAAACUGGUUGCCACGCAGUGGAGUGCUUUAGACGAAGGCGUUCGUGGCGAGAUCAAAAGCUCCUUGUUGAACAGUGCUUUCUCUGAGCCAAAGGAGAUUGUGCGUCAUGCAAACGCUCGUGUCAUUGCAGCUAUCGGAAACGAAGAACUAGACGAGAAGAAAUGGCCAAAAUUGGUACCCAGCCUCAUCCAAGCUGCCUCGGGUAGCGACAGCAAAAUCAGCGAAACGGCUGUUUUCAUCUUGUUGUCUUUGCUCGACAACAUGAAUCCAGAGCUGAACUUAUACAUUGGAGACUUCCUGAACCUUUUCGCCCACACCAUGGGUGAGUCUUCUACUCUAGAAACCAGAUCUCUGUCUGCUCAAGCUUUGAAUCAGGUUUCGAACUUGAUAGAAGAAGAGGGACAGAUAAAUUCCGACUACGCAACCAAGUUCGCGGCAUUGAUUCCCGCUGUGGUUGGCGUCUUGGAAGCAACCAUCAAGGCUGAGGACACAAGCAACACCAAGUUGAUUUUCAACUGUCUGAACGACUUUUUGCUGCUAGACUCUCAGUUGACAGGAAACAGCGUCACCGACCUGAUCAAGUUGGCUUUGCAAAUCGCGGUCAACAAGAAUGUCGAGGAAGAAGUCAGAGUUUUUGCCGUUCAGUUUGCCACUUCUGCGCUUUCAUUCAGAAAGUCGAAGAUUAUACAGGCUAAACUAGGUCAGGAGAUAACCAUGGCAGCCCUCAGAGUCGCUUCCGAAGAAAUCGAUGUUGACGAUGAAUUGAACAACGAGGACGAGGCUGGUGAAAACGAAGAAAACACACCCUCUUUGACUGCUGUCAGACUUUUGGCUUUCGCCUCUUCCGAGUUGCCACCCUCUCAGGUUGCUGUGCCAAUUGUUGAGCAUUUGCCUGCUAUGCUACAGUCUUCGAAUCCGUUUGAGAGAAGAGCAAUCUUGUUGGCAAUCUCCGUGGCAGUGACCGGUUCCCCUGACUACAUUCUUUCUCAACUUGAAAAGAUCAUCCCUGCAACCAUCACUGGUUUGAAAGACGACCACCCUGUCGUUCAAUUGGCCGCUUUGAAAUGUAUUUCACAGUUGACAACUGAUCUACAAGACGAGGUUGCCAAAUUUCACGAGGAUUAUCUACCUCUUAUCAUGGGCACCAUUGACUCUGCAAAGAACGUUGUCAUUUACAAAUACGCGACUGUCGCUUUGGAUGGCCUAUUGGAAUUCACUGCUUACGAAGCCAUCUCGAAGUAUUUGGAACCAUUGAUGAACAAGCUUUUCCACAUGCUCGACACCAACACUUCUUCCAAGUUGAGAGCCGCAAUCGUAUCUGCUAUUGGCUCUGCCGCCUUUGCUGCAGGCUCAGCCUUUUUGCCAUUUUUUAAGACAUCCGUCCAAUACUUGCAACAGUUUAUCGAGAACUCCGGGCAAAUUGAAGGCAUGUCCGAAGAUGACAUUGAACUCAGAGCUUUGACGUUUGAGAACAUCUCCACUAUGGGUAGAGCUGUUAGAUCGGAAGCCUUCCAUGAAUUUGCCGAACCUCUGUUGAACUCUGCUUACGAAGCUAUCAAAACCGACUCAGCAAGACUAAGAGAAUCGGGCUACGCAUUCAUUGCCAACAUGGCUAAGGUUUACGGCAAGGACUUUGCUCCAUUUUUGGCCACUAUUCUUCCCGAAAUUUUCAGAACCUUGGAGCAACAAGAAUACCAGUUUAACAUAGAUGAGGACGCUGAAGAUUUAGCUGAACUCGAGGCGGACGAUCUGCAACAGAAGUUCACUGUCAACACCGGUAUCUCUUACGAAAAGGAAGUUGCUGCUGCUGCUCUAUCAGAGCUUGCUGCUGCUACCAAAGAAAACUUUUUGGAGUAUGUUGAACAAUCUCUCAAGGUCCUGAAUGAGCAAGUUGAGGAAUCUUACGGUCUAAGAGAGACAGCUCUUCACACAAUUUGGAACAUUGCUAAAGCCCUUCUCCAAACCGCUAAUGUAAAGGAAGAGGAAUACCCUGUUGGGGUUCCAUCUGGUUCUUACGUUGACAGCAACAUUCUUGCUGUCGUUCAAAGUAUCAGAGCCACCUCUUUGGACAAUUUGACCGAGGAGUUCGAGACAUCAAUGGUGAUUACGAUUUUGGAAGAUUUCGCUGAAAUGAUCAGAAAAUUUGGCGCCAUUGUUGUGAUUGACAACGGAGACUCCUCUUCCUUGGAGAGAUUGUGCGUCGAAGUCAUGUCGGUUCUAAAGGGCAGUCACGCCUGUCAAACCAUUGACUACGAGGAGGAUGUGCCAAAGGAUGAAGACAUUGAUGCUUCCGAAACCGAAGCUGCUCUAUUGGAUUGCGCUUUGGAAGUGUUGGUGAGUUUGUCGUACGCUUUGGGCGGUGACUUCCCCAAGGUUUUCGAAAGUUUCAAGCCAGUUGUCUUGAACUUGUUCCAAUCUAAAUCGAAGAACAAAAGAUCAGCCGCUGUUGGUGCUGUCUCCGAAAUUGCUGAAGGCUUGAAGGAUGCUAACCCAUUCGUGCAAGACAUGCUAGAGGCUUUGGUUGUCAGAUUGACCACUGACAAGUACCUCGAAGUGAGAGGUAACGCUGCUUACGGUGUUGGUUUACUCUGCAAGUAUGCGCCUUUCGACGUUUCGGCAAUUUAUCCACCAGUCUUGAGAGCUAUGUAUGAGUUGCUAAGCACCGCAGACCAGAAGGCUCUUGCUGCAGAGGACGACGAAGCCACCAGAGAGAUUGUGGACAGAGCUUUCGCCAACGCUACCGGCUGUGUGGCCCGCAUGACCUUGAAAAACGAGGCCUUGGUUCCACUGGAGCACACUCUUCCUGCACUACUAAACCACUUGCCACUGAACACUGGUUACGAGGAGUACGACCCUAUUUUCGAGCUUAUCAUGAAACUCUACCAGUCCAACAACAACCUUAUCGUGAACGAAACACCCAAGGUUUUGGAUUUCUUCGAGGCUGUUUUCACUAAGGAAGCUGAGAGAGUCAGACUUGAACAAGAAUCCACCUUGGGCAGAGAGGAAAACAUGGACAGAAUGAAGCAAUUCCAGUCUUCUGAAGCGCAAUCAAAGGUUGUUGACCUACUCAAGUAUUUCAACACCACAUACAACGGCGCUGUUGCUCAAAGACCUGUUCUAGCCCAAGUGAUCGCCUAA
Messenger RNA from Lachancea sp. 'fantastica', 3336 nucleotides. NCBI's taxonomy places the organism in Eukaryota, Fungi, Ascomycota, Saccharomycetes, Saccharomycetales, Saccharomycetaceae. The record is from the annotation of a GenBank genome assembly.